Molecule: messenger RNA, 1083 nt
Organism: Naumovozyma castellii
Lineage: Eukaryota; Fungi; Ascomycota; Saccharomycetes; Saccharomycetales; Saccharomycetaceae
Gene: CTF19
Product: Ctf19p
Exons: 1
Coding region: 1-1083 (360 amino acids)
Source: RefSeq, a predicted model, not a curated record
AUGGAUUUCACUUCUGAUCUGGUAUCAGGUAUAGAACUCUCCAAAUUGGACGGAGGAGAUUCAGGAACGCAUUCCAACUCUUCAAUUAUUGGCAACGAACAGUCCAAUUUUGAAUUGCUGGACGCCAAUGAAAGGCAGAAGCUAAAAUUGCAAGAUGAGAAAGAGGCAUUGCUUCGGGAAAGAAAUCUUCUCCUAGAAGAGAUUGCCAAAUAUAAAGAAUCUGAUCUGGUUGAUGAGAAUGCAGGAGAAGCGGAUAAAGAAACCAGUAAGGCCGAUGAGAUCAAUGCCAAUAUAAGAGCAACUUUGGACUCUAAUGGUAUUGCUCUCUUUAAAGAUAUUUUAUCCAUUGUGAAGGAUCCCACUUCUUCGAAUGUGAGGAGUUCUAAAUAUGACACUUUGCCCAUAUUGACAUUACAGUCUCGUAUUCAAUAUAUGAAGAAAUAUACUUUCCCCUACAUGACUCUAUCAAUUAACUCUGGCGAAGAAUCUACAGAGUCAGAAAAUGAAGGAUCAAUCACAUGUGAGUUUAAGUUUACUAGAAACAAGGACACAAAUUUCUCCAUUGAAUUGCAGGUGAACUAUAAGUUAUCUGCUUUGACUAUCAGCGACUAUCAUAUAACUAACAUCUCACCAGAUUUAAAGCGUAAUAUCGGACCACUUUUGGAAGAAAGCCCUCCAUUAAAUGCCAAUCUAAUAAUAUUUUCCUGUUAUGAAUUCGACAGACUUUAUUUUAAGAGGCUUGGCGUAUUUGAUUAUCUUUCUUCCGAAUUUGACUAUUUGACCACCUCCAGGCGUGACCCUAAUCAUCCCGAGCUACUAGUUCUUCGAGGAGACGCGAUUGUUAAUGAUCAUACUUUUGAUGUUGAGGUAGUGGUCCAAUUUAAGAUAAUUUUUUCAUCCGGCAACAAAGUGCCAAGAGAUCCACGUCCAUUAUCGUCCAUCCAUGUUCAAGUGAAGAAGGAUGGCUUUCAGUCAUCAGCAGAAAAUGAAAGUUUAAAUUACAUAUGCAGAACUGUAACAAAAAGGAGUGGUGUCAAAUCUGGACUUCUUGAAGCUUGCAGGCUGGUAUUCCACCCUCUUUGA